CUCUCCGAUUUUUUUUUUCUCUCCCUCUCUCUCUAAAGGCGAACAGGACAUGAUCUCACAUGUAGCGAGCUCUUUUAGUUCCUUAAUCAUUUCACGGUUUGUUCAGAGCCUUUUCUCCACCUAAAACGUUUAGUUUCGGAUCAAUGGGCAGCACCAAAGACGCGACGGGGUAGCGGAAGAGUCAAAUUAUUCGGAGCCGACAAAAACACGCACACACACCGAAACGGGGCAACUUUUCUUCCAAUCUUUUCACAAAGGAUUCGAAAUCCCAGAACUAGCAUGGAAAAAAAUAGCAGCGCGCUCAGGAGUGUCCGAUCAGAAGACUUUCGGAUGAUUGGUUAAUGCUGAAACGGACCUGCCUAUGAUUGGCCGCCUUUCACAGACGGGGGCGGAUCAUGCGUGAAUGACGAAUAACUUGACCGAGGAUUGGCUCACCAGCAGAGCCCUUAAGCGUGGUUGGCUGCUGACGAGGAGGGCCACUCACUGAUUGGCCAGUGCUGUUGUGAUUGCCAGCGACUGGGGCUGAGCGGCGGGCGGAGCCUGGGGCGACUCACCGCGGGCUCAGCCACAUUUAAACACUAUGGAGGAGAGUGAGCGCCACUGAAUACAGAGCAGGGGGCCAGCGCACUCCGGGGAAACGGGAAACCCGCCUUCACACACACACAGCGGACAAAUUGCAUAGGAAAACGCCAAAAAAAGCUGGAAUUCAUAAAGGAAUUUUUUUUCCGGUUUCGAACGAUUUCGAAGUUAAAAUUCACUGCUGUCACUGGGUAGCAAUUGGAUCUCUUUUUUGGGGGCAAUGAAUUGCAUUUGUCAAACUUAACUUUUACGUUCCUUGCACAAUCCGUCCGAAACCUUGUGGAUCACAAAGACAUAGGACCUGCAAUUAGUGGCUGGCAUCGAGACCUUCUUCUGGGUUUGCGUGGGGUGAUGUUCACCCCUCUUUUGUUUUUGGGAGUAUAGGUGAAGGGGUUAAAUCCAGACCAGGAAAUCGAGGUGUUCUCCGAGUUGAAGACCGGCUGCGCCUUUUCAUGGAAAUCCACUGUAAGCACGACCCGUUUGCAGCAAUGCAUAGGCACGGCGGGGUGAAUCAGCUCGGAGGGGUCUUUGUCAAUGGUCGUCCUCUCCCCGAUGUUGUCCGGCAGCGGAUCGUCGAGCUGGCCCAUCAAGGAGUGAGACCGUGUGACAUCUCCAGGCAACUCCGGGUGAGCCACGGCUGUGUCAGCAAGAUCCUGGGCAGGUAUUAUGAGACUGGAAGUAUUAAGCCAGGAGUAAUUGGAGGAUCCAAACCAAAGGUCGCUACACCCAAAGUGGUAGAUAAAAUCGCCGACUACAAGCGCCAAAACCCCACCAUGUUUGCCUGGGAGAUUCGAGAUAGACUGUUGGCAGAGAGAGUCUGUGACAAUGAUACAGUGCCUAGUGUCAGUUCUAUUAACAGGAUUAUUCGAACAAAGGUGCAGCAACCUCCAAACCAGCAAUCGCCGGUCACAUCCCAUACCAUAGCACCAAGCACAGUGGCAGUGACUCCUGUUCCAUCUGCUGCCACUGACCCUGCGGGAUCCUCCUACUCUAUCAGUGGCAUUCUGGGAAUCACACCUUCCGGUGCUGAGAAUAACAAGAGAAAACGCGAUGAAGGUGCUCAGGAAAACCCAAUGCACAACGGACACUCCCACCCAAGCCGGGAUUUUCUACGGAAACAGAUGAGGGGCGAACUCUUCACACAGCAGCAGUUAGAAGUGUUAGACAGAGUCUUUGAAAGACAGCACUAUUCAGACAUCUUCACAACCACAGAACAGAUCAAAUCAGAGCAGAGUGCAGACUAUUCCACCAUGGCAUCAUUGGCUGGGGGACUGGAAGAUAUGAAGUCGAGUCUAACAAAUUCAGCUGACAUUGGGACCAGUGUCCCAGGACCGCAGUCUUACCCCAUUAUAACAGGUCGCGAUUUGGCCAGCACGACUCUUCCUGGCUACCCUCCGCAUGUGCCCCCUGCUGCUCAGGGCAGUUACCCAGCCCCAACACUGACAGGAAUGGUGCCCGGAGGUGAUUUUUCUGGAAGUCCAUAUUCCCAUCCGCAGUACACGACUUAUAAUGACUCCUGGAGAUUUCCCAAUGCUGGAUUAUUAAGUUCCCCUUAUUAUUACAGCACAGCAACCCGAGGGUCAGCACCAGCGGCUGCUGCUACAGCCUAUGAUCGUCACUAGCUGGUGGGAGUGGGGUGGGGUGGAGGCAUGACCUGCAGGUAGUGAAGAAAUUGUGCACUUACAACACAUAUCAAUCAGGUCUGAGACAACAGGAAAUGUGUGAAGCUCAGAAGGUCAAAUGUGAACUUCCUGCAGGAUAAUCAAACUGGCUUUCGAAAGACUGCUGCCAAACAUUUGUUCUAGUCAUUGCAGAAUGACUGAAACUACUGACUUUGGACCCACACCAAUUGUUAACCAGGCAAUCGAUGGAGUGCAUCCAGUUGGUAACAAAGAAAGACUGUUCAAGUUUCUUUUUGAAUUAGGGUAAUGUGGUUUUCAAAAUGAGGGUAAUAUUUUAUUCCAUGUCAUAUUUUUUCUGAGAAAUGAUUUCAAACUGAGAAGCAGCAAAAGAACUGUCUAUAUUUAAAGAUCAUAAUUUGGAUUACUGAAUCACUGCACUUACAAGUAUUUGAAGACUGAUGUGGGGAAGAAACAAACUGUAGAAUAAUUACACACUGCAUCAUAUCACGGGAGCCUCAACCUUAAUCCUUUGUGUCCUAGAACAGCAUCUGCUUUUUAAAAAGAAGCUUCUUAAAACAUUUAUGACUUCUGAAAAAUUUCAGAAAAUAUUGCAUUUUGGUCAAUCCAGUUUGUGAAUUCUAAUUUAUCAAAUUUCAUGUUUAGAUUAAAUCACUGUUGUAUCAGUAUUACAAUAUGAUUUAGAAACGAAAUUGAAGUCUUCCUGCAUUCUGGGUUUAGAAGGCACUGAAUCACAACUGGUCUUGCGCUGAUGAUAGCAGGCACACAGGAUGACCAUGGAAAACUAAGCAGGUUCUGAACAUUGAGUUCAGAACUGGCCACUCACUUCCAUUGUAUCCAUAAGUCUGGUAUGAUAUGAGAAUCACUCAGUACCAAAUUCCUUUUUGAAACUGUGUGUAUGCGCUCUCUCUCUUUCUCUCUCUCUCUCUCACAUACCCAACACUGAAGACUUUGAUGUUAAUAGGGAGGUGAAAGGGAUGCAGGGGGUGUAAGGACCUUGAUGACUGUAACUCAGUAACACCUACAAGCAGAAGGAAGAUAAAGUCAUCUCCAAGUAUUAGUCAUGGGUCAUAUUUUUCAAAACUCAUUCAUGGGAUGGCUAGGCCAGCAUUUAUUGCCCAUCCCUAAUUGUGCCAGAGGGUAGUUAUGA
This is a messenger RNA of Chiloscyllium plagiosum (whitespotted bambooshark), 3369 nucleotides long. Lineage: Eukaryota; Metazoa; Chordata; Chondrichthyes; Orectolobiformes; Hemiscylliidae. The record is from RefSeq and is a predicted model, not a curated record.